AUGAUCAAAAAAGAUGAUAAAACAAUGGAGCCCCCUAAUGGAAAGCCGCAUAAAAAGAUUGAUAGAGAUGAUGUUCCUGAGUCUUCCAAUCACAUUCCUCCUCCAGAAGCUGCCGUACUGAAGGGUGGUAAGGUGAAUUCAAAAACCAGAGCUUUCAAGGCCGUCACCAGUAUCAUCGUAGACGCCGAUGAGGAGCCUCAGAAGAGGUCGAGCAAUGAGGCGGAUGGAACCAAGAAGCAAGAGAAAGAAUACUGGGGAAACAGCAUUGGUAAAUUUGAGUAUAUAUUUUACAAGUUUUUGCUUGUGAUGCUAUACAUCUGUUUCGGGUUGUUUCGAUACGGUCAGUACCAAUAUCAUAAGAUGAAAUUAAGGAUAUUCAGCAUCAUUUACAACCACGCAUAUACGCCACAAUUGAUUAGGCAGGAUGUUGUGCCUCUGAAAAAGAUCCCAAAAAGGCUAGCCGCCAUUUUGGAAAUCAAGCCCGUUGGCGACGUUGGCGGUGGUGUUACAGGUUUAUUGAAUGAUGCGAGUGAAAUCGUUUGUUGGACUGUAUCAGCAGGUAUAGAGCAUUUAAUGUUGUACGAUUACGAUGGACUCUUACAAAGAAACGUGCCGGAGCUGAGGAUGGAAAUUCAUUCCAAUUUGGCGAAAUAUUUUGGAUCAGCCCAUGUUCCCAACUAUGCUGUUAAAAUACCUCAUUCCAACAAGACAUUUUACAGCUUGGAUGGAAUUGAAACAGAAACUGAUAUUGGCAAUGAAGUGGGCGUUAACGACGAAAGGGAAAAAGUUGCUAUCGAAAUUUCUUUACUGUCUAACAGAGACGGCAGAGAGACGAUUGUUGAUUUGACAAGAACUAUGGCUGAGCUAUGUGCUGUUAACGAAUUGAGUGUUUCUGACAUUACAAUGGGCUUAGUCGACUCAGAAUUGAAACAGCUAGUAGGACCUGAACCAGAUUUAUUGCUGUAUUUCGGGCCUUCUUUAGAUUUACAGGGAUUCCCACCUUGGCAUAUUAGAUUGACCGAAUUUUACUGGGAGAAAGAUAACGACGAAGUCAUAUACUCGGUUUUCAUUCGUGGACUAAGACAGUAUGCUGGAUGUAAAGUGAAUGUUGGCAAGUAG
Saccharomyces kudriavzevii IFO 1802 is the source of this 1119-nucleotide messenger RNA. RefSeq names its product ditrans,polycis-polyprenyl diphosphate synthase (gene NUS1). Gene Ontology annotation, molecular function: ditrans,polycis-polyprenyl diphosphate synthase [(2E,6E)-farnesyl diphosphate specific] activity. The coding region runs from base 1 to 1119 and encodes 372 amino acids. Gene Ontology annotation, cellular component: dehydrodolichyl diphosphate synthase complex; endoplasmic reticulum membrane. Lineage: Eukaryota; Fungi; Ascomycota; Saccharomycetes; Saccharomycetales; Saccharomycetaceae. The record is from RefSeq and is a predicted model, not a curated record. The transcript has a single exon.